AUGUGGAGUUCGAUUGCGAAUUUGAAGGAGAAUUUGAACAAGAUCGCGCUCGAUGUGCACGACGAUGACGACGACGAAGAAGAAGAUCUCACCAAUUAUGGUUCUACCAACGGAGUUGGUCAUGUCCCUGACUCUGAUCGGAGGAAUUCUAACGGAUUUAGGUACUCCAGGUCCGUAUCGAGGUCUCCGAUGGCCAAUGGAGUCGAAUCGCCUGUUAAUAACGAGAUUGAGAGAUAUAAAGCAGAGAUCAACAAGCUUCAGGAAUCAGAAUCUGAAAUCAAAGCUCUAUCGAAAAAUUAUGCAGCUCUGUUAAAAGAAAAAGAGGAUCAGAUUUCCAGAUUGAACAAUGAGAAUGGCUCAUUGAAGCAAAAUCUGACUUCAACUAAUACCGCUCUUAAAGAGGCUAGAACAGAUCUUUCCAGGGCAUCAAACAAUAAUGCUAUCAUUGUAAUGGGAAACAGUGAUCAUUCACCCAACAGGUCACAAAAAUCCCCAACAAACUGGAAAAGUCGAAACCAUAUGUACAAUGGCAAUGCCUCGAAACAAAACGGGAUAGACAACGAUACUGAGUCACAUAGAAAGGAAAAGGAGUUUGCAGAUAUGCUUGAAGAGAGAACGAGGUCAAUGGCAUCUGCUCAGGCUAGAGAGCUUGAGAAAGAGCGAGAAAAAUUAGAAAAAUUGCAGAUUUCACUACAAGAGGAGCGGAAACAAAAUCAGUCUUUCAAGGAGGAACUCCAGUCUUUGAGGUUAGAUAAGGAAAAAACGAUCAUGGAGAUUAGUAAAGUACGUAGUGAAUUGGAUGCAAAAUUAGCUGAAAUCAAACAACUGCAUAUGAAGCUGAAUGGUCGGGAGCAGCACGCUGCUGGAAUUUCCAUAGAAAAUCUAAAAGAGGUUAACAAAGCUCUGGAGAAGGAAAAUAAUGAGCUUAAGUUGAAACGAAGUGAACUAGAGGCUGCUUUGGAAGCAAGCUGGAGAUCAACAAGUAGCAAACUCUUCCCAGAGGGCACAAAGGAGAAGUCUGAAAGCUUCCUUGGGAAAGAAGAUAUGGAGAAAACUUUACAGAGGCUGGAAAAAGAUUUGGAGGAAGCACGAAGAGAAAAGGAUAAGGCAAGGCAAGAACUGAAGCGGCUCAAACAACAUCUGUUAGAAAAGGAAACUGAGGAGUCUGAGAAAAUGGAUGAAGAUAGUAGAUUGAUUGAAGAACUCCGCCAGACGAAUGAAUAUCAAAGGUCUCAUAUACUGAGUUUAGAAAAAACUCUGAAGCAGGCGAUGGCUAAUCAGGAGGAAUUCAAGUCGAGCAAUGACCAUGAAAUCCGGAAGUCGAAGGGUAUAAUUGAAGACUUAAAUCAAAAGCUUUCAAAUUGUCUGAGAACAAUAGAUUCCAAAAAUGUGGAACUUGUAAAUCUUCAAACUGCUCUUGGCCAGUACUAUGCUGAGAUUGAAGCUAAGGAGCAUUUUGAACGAGAACUUGCAGUGGCUAAAGAAGAGGCGAUAAAACUCUCAGCACAUUUGCAAGAUGUUAACGAGCGGUUAGAGUCAUCAAAGAAAGAUAAGGAGGAAGUCAUAUCUAAGCUGUUACACGCCGAGAAUAUUGCAGCAGAAUGGAAAAACAGAGUAAGCAAGGUUGAAGAAGACAACGCAAAAGUAAGACGUGUUCUUGAGCAGAGCAUGACUAGGCUCAAUAGAAUGUCAGUAGACUCCGAUCAUCUCGUUGAUAGGCGUAUUGUUAUCAAGUUACUGGUUACAUUCUUCCAAAAGAAUCACAGUAAAGAGGUAUUGGACUUAAUGGUGCGAAUGCUGGGAUUCUCAGAGGAAGAUAAACAGCGAAUAGGAUUGGCACAACAAGGAGCCGCCGGCAAAGGUGUUGUUAGAGGCGUAUUAGGCUUCCCGGGCCGCUUAGUCGGUGGCAUCUUAGGUGGUGGUGGUGGUGGUGGUUCGCCGGAUUCACAUCCUAAUAUAGCUUCAGAUAAUCAGUCUUUUGCAGAUAUGUGGGUUGAUUUUCUUCUUAAAGACGCGGAAGAGCGAGAGAGAAGAGAAGCAGAAGAAGCAGCAAUCAAAAACCAAGAGAAGACUAGUACUACGAUGCAGAGACCAAGUUAUGACCAAUCUGAUUCGGAGUUUUCAACGGUGCCUCUUACAUCAUCGGAUAGUAAUCAAAGGCUCUCGAGAUUACUCGCUUGA
Molecule: messenger RNA, 2181 nt
Organism: Microthlaspi erraticum
Lineage: Eukaryota; Viridiplantae; Streptophyta; Magnoliopsida; Brassicales; Brassicaceae
Source: the annotation of a GenBank genome assembly